AUGAUCAUAAAGGAAGAGUUGCUCAUUUCUGAAGAAUUUUAAAAACCUUAAAUUAUUCCUGCGGAUGUUGUUGGAUGGUCAAAAAACAUCAUUAGAACUUGUGAGCAAUAAAAUAUCGUUGAAUACACUGGAUAGGUUUUUGGUGUCUUUUCAUAAGAUAUCACUAAAAACUUUAAAACCUAUUAAGAAUUACCACCUCACUGGAGCGCAUUAGUUAGAUUAGAUUUGAUGCUAUAUGGAAGUGUAGAUCAAAAAGAAGGAGAUUAUGCUGCAAUUAUUAUUGACUCAUAUCCUUAGGAUAGUUAUACAAAAAAUGAUAAAGAUGGCUAUAAAAUUUGCUCUGAUUCUAGAGGUUUUUUUAAUUAGCUUUUCAACGAUGCAAUCUACCCAUAUCAAAAGAAUGUUACUCAUACUAAUAGCUCAUUAACAAUCUAAAUAGAAUCUAAAUUUACUGGAGAUAAUUCCCCAAAGGACUAUGAAGGUUAUGCUUUUAAACAUGUUUCUGUUUAUAUUGAUACUUGUUAUGAUAGUUGCUAAAGCUGUAAUGGUCCUUCUGCUAAUUAAUGCACAGUUUGUAUAGAUAAAGCAGUUUAAGUAAAUGGUAUUUGUACUUGUACAGGUUAAUUAUUUGCAUACAAAUUUGAAUGUAUUUCAGAUUGUCCUUAUGGUUUUGCAGGAAAUCCUGUUACAAAAAUAUGCGAAUAAUCUAAAUGCUUAAAAAAUUGUGGAAAUUGUGUAAAUUAAGAAUGCAUACAAUGCAAUUAUCCAAAUAAAUUAAUUAAUGGAGAAUGCGUUUCUUAAUGCCCUUCUUACUCUAUAGACAAAGGUACAUACUGCGAAGAUAAAUUAUCAGGGUUAAACUAUGGAGGAUAUGUUUUUAAAGGAGUUUACUCAUCUAAUUUUGGUGAUAGUGAAAUACAAGGUUAAGGUUUAAAACUUCUUAAUUUUAAAAAUGGUGGAGCAACUUUUAGUAGCUGUUCAGGAGAAAGAUAUAUUGGUGGAUGGAAUAUUGCAGGCUCAGGCUCUGAAAUUAGAAGAGAGCUAAAUAAUUUCAAACCUCAUUCAUCAAUAAGAAUAGGCUUUAAAUAUAUAAUGAUAGAUAAUUGGGGUAAAAAUGAAAACCUUUAAGUUGUUUUAGAUAACAAAAACAUUAUAUCUAAUAUUAAUAAAGAAUCAGCUACCUCAUAAGGUAAUAUUUGUGGUAAUACUUAUCCUGAAGCUAUAGGUGUAUAUGAUUAUAAUAGUACUCAUAUAAGCUCUUCUCUUAUUAUUUCAAUAAAAACCAACUUAAAUUCUGAAAAAUCUCCUUUCGAAGCAUCUUUUGGAAUUAGAGAACUAUUUAUUUUAGUCAAUUAUUGCUCAGAUAAUUGCCUAGAAUGCAACUAAAAAGGAUGUACCAAAUGCUCUCAAGGAACUUAUCUCUACGAAUAUAAUUGUUAAACUUCUUGUCCUACUGAUCUUGGAUUUUGGGCUAAUUUUAAAACAAAUACUUGUGAUAUUUGCUAAGAUAAUUGUUUAACAUGUGAUUUAUCAGCAACAUUAUGCUUAAAAUGCAAACCUGGAACUUAUUUAUAUAACAAAUCAUGCUCAAAAACAUGUCCAAAUGGAUACGCUCCAAACUAGGCUACAUUAACAUGUGAUAAAUGCCAUUAAAACUGCAAAACUUGCAAAUCUCCUAAUGAUGAUACAUAAUGCGAUUCAUGCUAAGGCUAAAGAUUUUUAAGUGGCACUUAAUGUUUAGAAUUAUGCCCAGAUGGGCUAUAUGGAGAAUAUAAUGGAAAUUAUUGUGCUCCUUGCAAUGUUAACUGCUUAACUUGUAAAGGAAAAACAAAUGCAGACUGUUUGUCUUGUAAGAAAAAUGCAUUGUACUAACCUGAUGAUAAUACUUGUGGAGAUAAGUGCAAGACAAAUUAAUACAUUAAUGGUAAUAAUUGCACUCCGUGUGAUUAAACUUGUAAAACAUGCAGCGGAGGAACUCCAAAUGAUUGUAAAGAUUGUAGCUCAGUCAGUAAUAGAUAUUUUUUUGCUAAUCAAUGCCUUUCUUUAUGUCCAGAUCAAUAUUACCCAGAUAAAGAUUCAUAAAAAUGCAAAAAAUGUGAUUCUACUUGCUUCAACUGCACUGGCCCAGGCUAAAAUCAAUGCACUUAAUGCAGUGGAGAUUUAUACUUAAAUGCUGGAAAUAAGUGUCUGAAUAGUUGUCCAAACGGUUAAUUCAAAAAUUCAACAAAUAAUAAAUGCGAAUCAUGUGAUUCUAAUUGUGUUACUUGCAGCACAGCUAAGAAUAUUUGCACUUCAUGCAAAACUAAUUAAUUUUUAGACACAGAUGGAAUUUGUAAAAGUAGCUGCCCUGAAGGAAAAUGGACAAAUUAAGCAAAAUAAAUAUGUGAAUUAUGUGAUCCUAAUUGUAAAACUUGUGAUGCUGCUAGUAAGAGUAAUUGUACAUCUUGUAGUUCUCCUUUGUUUCUAGAUAAAAAUAGCAAAAAAUGUGUUGAUCCUUGCCCUUCUAAAUAUUUUGGAAAUAAAUCAAGCUUAUCAUGUGAUAAAUGUGAAAACACUUGCUAAGAAUGUACUGGAGAAAAUAGUAAUUAAUGCACUAAAUGUAGUGGUAACCUAUUCUUAGAUAAUAAUAAAUGUGUUACUAAUUGCUAGCCAGGAAAGUUUUCAAAUUAAAUUACGAAUAAUUGUGAUAUGUGUGAUUAAACUUUGUGCAAAGAAUGUAUUGAUUCUAGUACGAAUUGUACGAAAUGUGAUAUUAACUUAUAUCUUAGUAAUAACACUUGUUUAGUCACUUGUCCUAAAGGAUAUUAUGCAAAUUCAUCAAAUGGUAAAUGUGAUCCUUGUAAUACCAGUUGCGAAACAUGCUUUGGUCCAAAUGAUAAUUAAUGCACAAAUUGUAGUGGAGAUUUAUUUUUUGAUCCUGUUUCAUAAUAAUGUGUGGGAAUUUGCUAAUAAAAAUACUAUGCAAACAAAGACAAUAAUUAAUGUAUGGAUUGUCACAAAUCAUGCUUAGAAUGUUCAGGUUCACUAAAGAAUUAGUGCACAAGCUGUCCAGAUAAAUUUAUUUUAUUCAAAAAUGAAUGUAUCUCUAAUUGUCCUGACUAAUAUUUUAAAGAUCCAAACGCUUAUAAUUGCAUUAAAUGCGAUCCAAGCUGCUAUAACUGUAGUGAUAGUAGCCCAAACUCUUGUAAUGCUUGUAAAGGAAAUCUAUUUUUGACACCUUCAAAUUAAUGCUUAGAAGAUUGUCCAGAUGGAACUUAUAAGGAUGAGCAAGAAAAUAUUUGUAAAAAAUGUGAUUCAAGCUGCUUAACUUGUUCUGGACCUGAUAAAAAUAACUGUACAAAGUGUCCAAAAGAUACAUACUUAGAAGAUAAUAUAUGUAAAAAAGAAUGCACGAAUGGAUGGAAAAAUGCAAGUAGUAAUAUUUGCGACGCUUGCAAUAAAUAAUGCCAGAAAUGUGAUGGCCCUAAUCAAAAUAAUUGUUUGGAAUGCCCUACUGGGACAUUUUAUAAUUCUUUGGAUAAUACGUGUGGAACAGAAUGCCCCUCAAAUUAUUAUGCGAACACUUCAAAUAAUAAAUGCGAUAAAUGUGAUAAAACCUGUAAAAACUGUACUGAUAAUGGAUCAGAUAAAUGCUCAGAAUGUGAAGAUAUUCUAUUUUUGAAAGAUGGUAAAUAUUGCUCACCUGAUUGUAAUGAUAAUGAAUAUGGUAACAUUUUAAAUAAUAAAUGUGAACUUUGUGACAAAAAAUGCAAAACUUGCAAAGAUAAAGCUGAUUAAUGCACUGCAUGUAAUUCUGGUACUUUCUUAAUUGAUGGUAAAUGCUAGUUAGAUUGUCCAGACUCUACAUUUAAAAACGAUAAGCUCAAUAUUUGUGAUAAAUGCAAUAAUUUAUGUCUUACUUGCUCUGGUUCAUCUAUUUUUGACUGUAAUUCUUGUAAAGAAGGUACUUAUUUAGAUAAAAGUAAAAAUACUUGCGUUUCUUAAUGCCCGAGUAAAUACUUUGGAGAUUCUUCAUCAAAUACAUGUUUAGAAUGUAUUGAAAAUUGUGAUGUGUGCUCUGAUCAUAAAACAUGCUCAAAGUGUUUAAGUGGAUUCUUCCUUUUUUAUGGAUAAUGCUUAGACUAAUGUCCAACUAAAUAUUUUAGUGAUUAAAAAACUUAAUAAUGUAUUUCUUGUUCUUAGAAUUGCUAAACUUGUUUUGAUUCUACAAUCAAUGGAUGCUUGACAUGUAUAUCUGGAACAUUUAAAAACUCUGAUAAUAAUAGCUGCUUAUAUGAGACUGAAUGUCCAUCAGGUAAAUAUCCAGAUUUAAAUACUCAAAAAUGUGAAUCAUGUUUCUCAACAUGUACUGAAUGUACUGGAAAGGAUGAAAAUCAAUGUAGAUAAUGCAUUCAAGAUAGAUUGUUUUAUAAAGGUGAGUGCUUAAAAGAAUGUCCUAGCAAUACUUUUAAAUUUGAUGAUAUGUGUAUUGAUUGUCAUUCAUCAUGCUCUACAUGCUAUGGUAGCUCUUAAUAAAAAUGCUUAACAUGCUCUUCAGGACUUCUAUAAGAAGGUAGUUGUGUUGACCAUUGCUUAUAAAAUUACUAUCCAGCUAUUAAAAAUGGACAACAAAUGUGUCUUAUGUGUAAUGAAUAAUGCUCUAAAUGUAAUGGUCCUGAUUCAAAUAAUUGUACUGAAUGUUCUUCUAAUUUGUUCAUGUACUAAAAUAAAUGCGUAGAAAACUGCCCUGUUUUUCACAUUUAUGAUGAUAAAAGAGAGUGUUAAUUGUGUACAAAAUCAAUAAAAAACAACAAAUGUGUAGAUGAGUGUGGUUAAAAUGAUUAUUUAGAUAAAAAGACAUUAAUAUGUUAACCGUGUGCAACAGAGUGUCAAACGUGUUAUGGCCCUACUACAAACGAAUGUAAAUUAUGCUCAGCUGGGUACUUUUUAGAUGUUUAAAAAAACCAGUGCACAUAAAAUUGCCCAGAAAAAUAUUUUCCUAACAAAUAAAAGAAUCUAUGCGAAAAAUGUGAUUCAAAAUGUGAUACAUGCAGCAACUAAGGAGAUUCAAAUUGUUUGAGCUGCAAUAACCCUUUGGUGCUAUUUGAAGGAAAAUGUUUAAAAGAUGCUCCUAAUGGAUAUUAUAAAGACAGAGAAGAAUUUAAAAAAUGCAAAGAAGAUUGUAAGACUUGUGAUGGACCUAGUUCUAGUCAUUGUUUAUCAUGCCCAGAACACUUCUUUAUUUUAGAGAAAAAAUGUUACAAACAGUGUCCUCCAACAUACUUCAAUAAUGAGAGCUUAAUGCAAUGUACAAAAUGUAGAGGCGUGUGUAAGGAAUGCUAAAGUUAAGAUUAUUGCUUAAGUUGUCACAGUAAUUAGUAUGCUCAUCAAGGAACUUGUGUAGCUAGUUGUGACCCUAUACUCACAUUUCAAGAUGAAAAUUAAAAAUAAUGUGUCUUAUGCCAUUCAAGCUGCAAUACUAACGGAUGUUUAGGACCUGAAUAAGGGGACUGUAUUAAUGUAGGAGAAAGUGGAUUUGAUUUAUUGAUUGUAAAAAUUUUAACACUUAAAACAGUUCUUUGGAUAGUUAGCUCGAUAGUUGGAAUAAUUUUAGACUAUAAAAAUUCAAAAUCUAUUGGUAAAUUUGGAUAAGUUAGACCAAGCAAAAAAUAGUUAAGUAUUCAUGUUAGUGAUUAGCAAGUAAGGGAUAUAAUUAGAAGAGAGAAAAAAGAUAUAAAUUUUUAAGGUACAUAAUUGAAUGUAAAUGAAUCUUCUAACAGGAAAAAAAGAACUUUGAAAGUUCGUACUUCUAUGAUUUCAAUGCUUCCUAGCGCGCUUGAACAAACAGAUAUUAAAUAGAGUGCUUGCGGGGAAUAUUUAGAAGCUGAAUCUCCUUCGAAAAAAAGUAUCACAAACUACUCUUCUGCAAAUAUACAGAGUUAACUCUAAAUGCUACCCUAUUAGCAAUCAUCUAACGAUAUAAAUAUUUCACCAACUUGUAGAACACUAGAUAAAAAUGGUAUCAGUAAUGAAAAUAAUAUUACAGAUUUUAAAAUUACUCCUAGACCAAUCAUUAAAUAACCUACUUUACCCAAAAUUAGUGAUGCUAUUCCUACUUUCUAAAAUAUGGAAGAAUAAAUUAGCUCAGAUAAAAAGUGUGAGAAUGAGUCAUCGAAAGAUAUUGAUUAGGUAUCUUAGGGUAAUGAGAAAAAUACAAAUAUUUUUAGCUACCCAAGAAAACUUUAUUACACUUUAAUUGGUAAUGAAAUCAUCUCUCUUAUAGCCUUAUAUGACCCAUAAAGAAGUAGACUAUUCAGAUCUUCAAUGAUAUAUCUGAAAUACUUGGUUCUUUUCUUUAUGACUUAUGUUUCUUCAAAAACAAAUUAUGGUGUAGCAUUUGCUGGAUUAUUAACUGCUAUUGCUUUUAAAGGAAUAACUUAACAUAUUUUAUCAUAAAUUGGAUUGUGCCUUAGAAAAGCAGGGCUUCUUUCAUUAGUUUUUGUUAUGAUAAUUACAGGAACUGACAUUGGUUUCUGGUUUGUACCUAAAGUAUAAAAAAUGAGCAAAAAUUUUGACUUAUAGUGGUCUUUUACUUAUAUUCUUCUAUUUACCUCUGACUUUCUAAUAGUAUAAUCUCUGAUUUCUUUUGCCAGUUAUAUUGUUACUGUUAGAUCUAAUUUCGUGGAUAACUCCAGGCUUAAAAAUGUUUUGUUAAAUUUUUUGUUUUAAUAGCCUACUUUGCUGUAAAAUAAAAAUUGA
Molecule: messenger RNA, 6738 nt
Organism: Tetrahymena thermophila SB210
Lineage: Eukaryota; Ciliophora; Oligohymenophorea; Hymenostomatida; Tetrahymenidae
Product: zinc finger lsd1 subclass family protein
Exons: 24
Molecular function (GO): protein binding
Source: RefSeq, a predicted model, not a curated record